Vigna angularis (adzuki bean) is the source of this 2974-nucleotide messenger RNA. RefSeq lists its product as uncharacterized. Lineage: Eukaryota; Viridiplantae; Streptophyta; Magnoliopsida; Fabales; Fabaceae. The transcript has a single exon. Bases 1026 to 2774 code for a protein of 582 amino acids. The record is from RefSeq and is a predicted model, not a curated record.
AUGAAAUAAACCUUUAGUACAGUUUAUAGAUGACUUGGAAUAAAGCGAUGACAGUUUUAAAGAGCUAAAAUUCUAAAUAUAUUAAGAAUUCACGUCUAAGUUUUGUCCAAGUGUGGAACUUGUCUUUUCUUUUGUCACAUAAAUCCAACAGGCUCCAUCCAAAUGAAAGGCAUGGUAGGAGUAGAAGAGGGGAAUCAUGAGUGAUUCCAACGCUAAUAAUUUGCACCUUGCAUUUUGUAACAGUAGGUAGGCAAAUCUAUUCGAUGCUCAUGGACCCUCUGCAUAUGUUCCUCCAAUUCUGCUUUAAUGGACCAUCACCUCAACAAAUUGUUGUUUUCGUUUCACUCUCUUUACGAUUACUUUUAUUCCAUCAACCUGUAGCACCACUGGGGGAAAAUACUGGUCAAACCAAUUAAAGCUCACUUGAGUUAAGCAUAUAGCUCCAUGUGCCAAAUUUUCACUGUUUCUUGGUCUUCAUGUGAAAUUUAUAAGAUAUGCAUCUCCACCUAAAUUUAAGUUUCUAGAAACAAAGGGAAGCUAAGAAAGGUAUCGGUUGAGUUUCUUUUGGUAGUGUGAGGGACCAUGGCUCAAGUCUAUUAUCAGUUCACACUAAGAGAAAAGGAAUCAACAGAUCAUGUUGGAGCCAACCAAAUCAGUCUCAAGAGAAGAUUGAAAACAUCCACAUAAAUUAAAGUUUCAAGGGAAAACAAGUGAAGUUUGUUAAAUUUUAAGGUUUUGGAAUUUAAUUUGUUACCAACAUUUAAUGAAUAAGGAAGGAUUAAAAUUUGAUAUGGGAAGUUGGUAAGUUUGACGUUAUAUAUUAAGUGAGAUUGCAGGAGGCAAAGCAUAUCUGUGAUGGAACCGAAAGGGUUAAAAGGUAACACGGAAAAGGAAUAAAGAUAAGGCUACACUUGACAUUUUGUCUUUGACGCUGCACCUUCAUCUUUUCCUUAACCUCUUCUUCCAAGUAAACUCUCUUCUCCUUCUUCUCCAUCUCUCACUAAACAUUCUCCCUUCCUUCUGCAAUGGCUGCUGCAAUCCACGCUACCAAGCAACAAAAGUUACCUCUUCAACAAAACCAACAAGACCCAAAUAAAUUCUAUUACCAUUUCCUCUACAAAGCGGCACUCUUUCUCAUAUUCUUCGUUAUUCUCCCCCUGUUCCCCUCACAAGCUCCUCAUUUCAUCAACCAAUCACUCCUCACCAGAAACUGGGAACUCCUCCACCUUCUCUUCGUCGGUGUCGCCAUCUCUUACGGCCUCUUCAGUCGCCGAAACCACGAGGCAGAGAAAGAGAAUAACCACUCCAAGUUCGACACCGCCCAAACUCUUGUCUCUAAGUUCCUUCAGGUCUCUUCCUUCUUCGAGGACGAGGCUGAAAACCCACCUGAGUCCGAUGAAACCAAAGUCCAAACGUGGAGCAACCAACAUCGCAGGAAUGAACCUGUGGUUGUGGUUGCUCCACCGUUGAAAAAGCUUUCUAGUUUUGAUGACCAGAGUGGGGACAAGCCCUUGCUUUUGCCCAUUCGAAGCCUCAAGUCUCGCUUGUCUGAUGAUGAUAAAGAUGUUGAUGUUCAAUCUCUAAAUAGGUCAAUGAGUUCUAGAAGAUUUUCAAGCACUUUGAAUAGAAAAGGUGAAGUCGUGGAAGCUGAUGGCGCGGGUGCUGCUGUUGAUGUUCAAUGUCUGAAUAGGUCAAAAACCUUCAAUAGAUUUUCAAGUAAUUCAAGUAAAAGUGCUGAAUUUGUAGCGGGUGAUGUUGAUGAUCAAUCUCUAAAUAGGUCAUCGAGUUCCAAAAGGUUUUCGAGCAACUCGAAUAGAAAAGCAGAAGUUGACGCCGAUGAUGUUGAUGUUGGUGUUCAAUCUCUAAAUAGGUCAGCAUCUUCUAAAAGAUUUUCAAGCAAUUCAAAUAGAAAUAAAGAAGUUGAAGGACCAAGAGCUGAGGACAAAAAGAAAGAGAGUGUGGUGCUUCCUUCUCCCAUUCCAUGGCGUUCUAGAUCAGGAAGAAUGGAACCUAAGCAAGAAGAAGUUGACGAUGCAUUUUCCCAUCAAUCUUCAAAGGAAGAAUCCGAGUUCUCCAAGGUGGAAUCUCGCCCACCGAAGCCUCAAACUUCACGUUCUUUUCGAGCAAGUUCCUUGUCUUCUUUAUCGACAGAAUCACUCGCCAAAAACUCAGAGGAUUUAGUGCGGAAGAAGGGAUUCUACAAAUCCUGUCCUCCCCCACCUCCACCACCCCCACCACCCCCACCAAUGAUGUAUCAGAAAUCAGUGUCCAUGAAGCCAAGGUACGGUGGUUCAUUCAUCGAACCCUCCUUCGAUAAAGAGUUGAAGAGAAGCUUCACAAGUGAGAAAAACAAGCCAACGGGGAAAAAACUUGCUGAAGAAAAAGAAUCCAUGCAACUCACGUCGUUUAGAAGUGACAAGCUCACGGGGCAUGCAAGCGUGCCUCUGGUGACACAGGCAGUUGAGAAAGAAAGCUAUCUUGACAAGGUACUUGUGGAAUCUGAUGAGGAUGAUGAAGAAGACACGGAAACCGAGGAUGAAGAUGUCGGAGGAGGAAUCAUGGUUGAGAACGAGGGAAAAGCGAAGGGUGGAGCUGUUAUUGGUGAAGAAAGUUCAAAAACAGAUAGUGGUUUCAGUGGAACAAGCGGUGAUGAAGGACCAGAUGUGGAUAAGAAGGCUGAUGAGUUCAUUGCCAAGUUCAGAGAGCAGAUAAGGCUUCAGAGAAUUGAGUCUAUCAAGAGGAGUACAAGGAAUGCAAGAAACUCUUCAAGGUAAAUAAUAUUGAAGAUCCAUAUCCAUAUAUCAUAUCCUUCUAAAUGGGAUGUAAUUAAAUUGACAAGGAUGUUUCUUUCCACAGAUUAAGGUUGUAAUUGGAUACUCCUUUCCUCUUCCCCAUAAACGGUUAUGGCAUAGACAGAUUUACUGAUCUUACUUAAGCCUUGCAAUAUCUUCAAUUUCUUAAUUAUGAGUUCUAC